CAAAUUUAAAUAUACGAAAGGUGUUCCGGUUUUGAAAAAAAGAAAUUGUGACGAAGAAUUUUCAAACAAAUGAAAAACACUGUUAAUGAUUGAGCAUUUAAGAUAACUGUAUGGAUAAUUGGAUACCCAACACAAAUGCCAAGCCAUUCAUACCAAAGAGAUUGAGGAAUUCUGCCAAAUCUAACAGUUCUGGAAUUACAGAAUUUUCAAAGAGAAAAUGUAUUUCCAAAAUAUUUCAGGGUGGUAUUGUGAUUGUGCUGAUUGUUACCAUAGUAAUCAAUAUAACAUUCAUCUUGGAAACCAGCAGGAAGAUGAACGAUCCUCAGAAAAUGGAUGAAGUGAAUGGUGGGUCCACAGGAAAAGAGGGAAGAGAAAAUGUAGUAGAAAUGACAAAACCUAAAUUCCUGUCUGUAGUGGUACAAUCUAGUAAGACAUCAGUUGUAGUCAAAGUGGAUGAAACUGUGAUUAUACAAGAUGAAGAAUUUGAGAAAAAUAGAGGCAUCCAUAUUGCUGUGUUGAAUCAGGCUACUGGAAGUGUUAUGUCUAAGAACAUAUUUGAUACCUAUAGCCAGCAUGAAGAUGAAGCUUUACUAUCCUAUCUGAAGAAGAUUUCCAUUGGUAGAAUUAUUGUAUUUACUAUAAAGGAUGAAGCUUCAUUCCAUCUGAAGUCAGAAGCCAGGCAGUAUCUAAAAGAAAUGGGAAGUGAAAAGAUAGAAAACCUUGCAUUCAGGGAUACAUGGGCAUUCAUUGUAAAAAAAGGAGGAAGAAAAAUUGCAGAAACCCACGGAAAAUCUCCUGCUUUAGAUAGCUGGGGAGAGAAAGUUACAAUCCAAGCAACCAUAGAUCUCGUCAAUAUCAAAGACACUGAGUGUCACUGGGGAGAGACCAAAAUAAGCCAGAGAAGACAGACAUUCUGUAAUAAAGUUGAGGGGUAUGGUGAUAUAUGUAGCUGUACUCAUCCAGAUCCUGUUGUCUUCACACAGAAAAAGUUGAUACCUAAUAAUAUAGGAAAAGUACCAUUAGUUAUUAUAGCUAGUGACAGACCACAUUAUUUAUUUAGAAUGUUAAAGAAUUUACUACAGAUACCAGGAGCUGAUCCUAAGAUGAUUACAGUAUUCAUUGAUGGAUAUUUUGAUGAACCUUUACAAGUGACAAAGUUGUUUGGUUUACGUGGUAUACAGCAUACACCAUUAGGUGUCAGGAAUGCCAGAGUAUCUCAACAUUAUAAAGCUAGUCUGACCGCUACAUUUAAUUUAUAUCCUGAAUCGAAGUAUGCCAUCAUUAUAGAAGAAGAUUUGGAUGUUUCUCCAGAUUUCCUCAAUUAUUUUAGUCAGACCCUCCACCUUUUAGAAGAAGAUGAAUCACUUUACUGCAUAUCUGCUUGGAAUGAUCAGGGUUAUAACCAUUCCUGUAAAGACGAGACAUUAUUAUACAAAGUAGAAACUAUGCCAGGUUUGGGAUGGCUCUUAAAAAGAAAGUUAUAUAAAAAUGAACUAGAACCACAGUGGCCGACUCCUGAAAAACAAUGGGACUGGGAUAUGUGGAUGAGAACCAAUAUGAUACGUAAAGACAGAGAGUGUAUUAUACCAGAUAUAUCAAGGACAUAUCAUUUUGGUUCUAAAGGACUUAAUAUGAAUCCAUACUUCCAAGAAGUCUAUUUUAAAAAACAUUCCUUUCUCACAAAACCUAAUGUUAAAUUAAAGGAUGUAGACAGAAUGAAGAAAGAUGCAUAUGAAGAAUUAAUUGUAGAAUUAAUCAAGUCAUCUGUAAUAUUAGACCAUACAUUAGAUCCAUGUAAAGAAAACUUUAUACCUCAUAAUCAGGCAAAACCUCAUUUAAUGUAUAUUUCCAUGAAUAUAUCAACAGAUUAUGUUACCUGGAAACAGUUAGCAAAGUGCUAUCAUCUAUGGGACCUAGAUGUAAGAGGUUUUCAUAAGAGUAUGUGGAGAUUAUUCAUUAAUGGUACCCCUGUAAUGAUGGUUGGUGUUCCUGCCUCGCCUUACAGAGUUCAUAAGCCCGAAAAUAUAAAACCAAUAUACAUUCCAGAACCAACAAAAUUUGUGAAGACUUGAUGAAAAGUAUCUGUGAUAAGAACAUAAUGGGAAAUUGUCAGAUCUGAAUUUAAAUACUGGUAAUUAAGGAACUGUUUAUAAAACUUGACAAACAUCUUUUAAAAAACUGGUAUGUUUGAAAUACAGCCAACUUUUUUAAAUUUACAAAAUACCAUGUUACAAAUAGCAGAACGUUUUCAACCAUACAUUAUAUUAAUGUAAUAUUAUUCAAGUUGUGGAGAAUAGCCCUUUAUUUAGGAUGAGGUUAUCCUUAAACUUGAAAUUUCAUAAAUUUUAAUCUACCAUUGAUGUUGAUAUUCUGUAUAUACAUAUAAAAAGUUUGGAAUACCUCUAUCGUUAAGUUUUAGUCCCAUUGGUUGAAUCAGUGUAUAAAAGCUAUCAUACAAACUAAACUUUCUAAAGCCUGCACCAGAGGAGCUUAGACAUAUAUACUUAUCUUUCUUCCGGUAUUGCAUUUUCAAUAUAUUGUUAUAUACAGUAAUAAUUUUAAGAUCAAGUUAGUCUUUCAUUCUGAUUGAUAUGAUCUAUUUGGUUAUGUUUACAGAGUCUAUAAUUUGUAAUAUAUGUUGUAUAAUAAUGAGUUAAUGAUCAACUAUAAAUUCCAUUAUUGUGUUCUUUAUAUUUGUUAUAGGCUUUUAAUUAUGAAAAAAAUGUAAACAUUGUACUUGUAAGGAUUCUUUCAUUACCAUGUAUUGCUUUUGAGAAAGUUUAUGUUUGGUCAACUUUAUACAUUUUAACUGAAGGAGGAGCUAAAUGGUUUAUUUACACCUGCUAAGAAUUGGAAUACCUAUUUGAGUCUGUGUACCACUUUUCUGUUACAUUUUUGUCAGUAACUACCAUGUGACAAGUUUUCACUUCUUUCUGUUUGCUGAAAAAAAUGACUUUUCUAUACAUGAAAAGGACUUUCCUAUUCAUAAAAUGUUCUUUCAAAUACAUAAAUACUUAUUUAUGUAGUCUUAAAUUAAUAAACCUUCAAACACAUUAUCUGUAUAUGUCUUUGAUAUGUACAUGUUCUCUUUAACAUUCUCAAUUUUAUGUAAUAUGGAUACUUAUUAAUUUUAAAGCAUAAUAAUUUAAUUUGAAAUAUCUGAAAUUUUAAUUGUUCUUGUUAAAGGUGCUGAGACUGUUUUAAUUUUUUUUUUUUAAAUAAUAAUUUUUCUUGUCUCAUGAUUUUUACGGGUUGAUCAUCAUUUCAACAUACAUGGGAAGUCUGCCAUUAUGACAGCUAUAUGAUCUGUUGAAAUAUUUCUGUUUUAUGUUUUUUAUUAUUAAUUACUGUAAAUUUAGAAAUUAUUGGGUGCAUUUCUUAUUGCGAUAUUGUCAUUUUGGACUAAAAUGUGAUUUAAACAUUUGCAAUAUUGCAAAAAAAUCGGUUUUUAAUUCAGAAAAAAAAAUCAAAAUGCAAGUUUAAAUUAAUGCGAUUAUAAACCUGUAAUAAUAAGCAAUAAUUUAUGAAUUUACAGUAUUAAUCAUAAGGUAAAAUGUAUUGAAGUUUUUCCAUGUUUACAUUAAACAUGCGAAGAAUGUAGGGAGGAAAUAUGCAAGGAUUUUCUUACUUCUUUGGUGUUUGAUACUUCCCUUUAGGUAUGAUCACAUUUGAUUAUCAUAAAUAUAAAACUUCUUUCUAAAGAAGUAUGGUUCUGUUUUACACUGUUUCUUUCUGCUAUAUAUGUGGCAGUAUUGGAGAAUGAAUUAAUGUAAGGUUCAAAAUUAUUAGCCAUUAUCUUUUGCAGAAAAAUAUUUCUCAUUUAUUCAGAAUACAUUUAGUUAUACUUUACAUGCCAAAAAAUUAAAAACCAAAUAUAAUCCUUGUUGUGGUUGUGACAGUAUUUACAUCUUUUACAGAUUUUUAUUUUUGUUUAUUGUUUAUAUUUUAUAACUAUAUUCCAUUAAUUUACAGCUAUAUAAUAUUAUUUAUAGCUAUAUACCAUUAACUGUAAUAAUAGAUUUUAUAACAUUGUUCCAAAUAUUUCCCACAAAGUUUUAGAAUAAUAAUAACUUAAAUUACAACUUAUUUAAGUAUCAUGGACUUGUUGAUAGCUAGGGUAUUUUAAUUUAUUUCUUUAUUAUGGUGAAUUUAUUUCAAAUCUGUAGAUAGUUGUGUAAAAUACUUAUAUAUUAAGUUUUAUUUCAUCAUGCCUGGUAUUUUGUCAAUAUAUUUUUGACAUGUCAUUUCUAUAAUAAUUGUUUUUGAAAAUAAAUACCAGUUGAUGUUGAUAUCUAAGUUGGGCAGAUUUUAUUUGUUAUCAUUAGGGUUAAGAUAUUAUUAUCUAAAGUCACAGGAAGGGCAUUUGCUUUAGCUUUAAUAAGAUUUCAUUUAUUUUGAAAAGUGCAAUAUUUUGAAAUUUUAUUUAGUAUUUCACAGAUAGCCAAACUAAAAUCAAAAGACAAAACAUGAGUUCAAUUAAGGAGUUCCAAAAAAGGAAGGCAAUAAUCUUAGGAUAUCUUGCCUCAUUAUAUUGUUUUGAGCUCUUUAUUGUAUUUUCAGGUUAUUUUAAGCAUUUAUUCUGUUCUGAUUAACUGAAGAACAAACAGCUUUAAACUAGAUCUCAGUUUAUAUUUUGCUUUACCUUUAUCAAGUUAUGCACUUGUUAUCUCUCUUUUCAGAUAGUUUAAAAUCUCUCAGUUUCACAUUUAUCUUUCAAUUUGUAACGUAAGAGUUAUCUCCCAUUAAGUGUACAUGUUAACUGAAUAAAAAUUAUCAAAGUAUCUUAUUAUUUUUUACUGGUUUAGUAAAACUGGAGCAAGGAAUUGUUUCUUAAAAGCAUACAAGAACUUUAAUGUUUUAUUGGACAAUAAAUGACUGUUUGCCUUAAAAGUUUUAAAACAACCAAUAUAAACUCUGGUUUAAGAGUGUACAAUACUUGAAUCAUGACUGAUUGUUUGAAAUUGAAUGAUGGUCCGAGUACACAGUUAUUUCGUAGUGCAUUUCUUUUAGAAAAUUA
Molecule: messenger RNA, 5017 nt
Organism: Mytilus trossulus (common blue mussel)
Lineage: Eukaryota; Metazoa; Mollusca; Bivalvia; Mytilida; Mytilidae
Product: protein O-linked-mannose beta-1,2-N-acetylglucosaminyltransferase 1-like
Exons: 21
Coding region: 111-2072 (653 amino acids)
Biological process (GO): protein O-linked glycosylation via N-acetylgalactosamine
Cellular component (GO): Golgi membrane
Molecular function (GO): beta-1,3-galactosyl-O-glycosyl-glycoprotein beta-1,3-N-acetylglucosaminyltransferase activity
Source: RefSeq, a predicted model, not a curated record